AUGAUGAACCGGAGAUCGUGUCAACUGGUCGAGGCGGUGUGCAGUGGGGCGACAUUUGAAGGUAUAAAAUGGUGCACUAUUUCUAGAAAACCUAAUGGUACAUUUUUGAGAACAUUCCCCGGGGGUACAUCCCGGAGGCAUUUCUUCUUCUUCUUCUUCAAAAAUGAGAGCGACAAAAUAGGAGAAACGACAAAUUUGCUGGCAAAACUGAAUUUAAAAAAGUUCAUGAAAGAAGGAAGAAAUGGAGGAGGGAUAACCUGUUCGGAAGAGGUGGAGGUGAGGAAGGAGAACUGCGCUGGUCAAUCGUUAGGCCAAAUGAAUAAGGAGCAUCUUCAAAAUGUAGACACGCUUAGCGAAGGCGACGUAGAAAGAAUUGAUAAAAUUCUUGCAGAGUUAACCAGAGAGAAAAUGGAAGGAAAAGGAGAGGGACACCUGCUAGAACUGAUUGGAUUAAAAAGCAGCGGUGAAAAUAUCACACAAGCGAGUCUCGUCUGCAUAAGUACAUGCGAUAGUAUACUAAAAAAAAUGUACAAAGAGGAAAAUAUUUUCAAAAUUAUUAACAUGGUAGAUACAGUUUCAAAUAAUUUAUGCAAAUUAGGAGAUGCACUGGAACUGCUGAGAAAUUUACACACAAGCCAAGGGGUAAUGGCCAGAGCACAUGAGGCGUUGGAGAAAUUAACCUCCUACAUCGACCUAAUUAACAUAGAUGAAAAAAUUUACCAUUUUUUAAAAACAAAAUAUCAUGAGCAUGCACAUAGGUUAGAUCGGGAGCAUGCAGAAGUUCUGCUCAACAUGAUCGUGUCCAUGGAAAACCAAGGGGUCCACAUAAAGGAUAAGAAACAAAGACAAGAAUAUUUGGAACUACAGGCACAAGAAAAAUAUAUUUCCUUUCAUGCUACAUCCAACGUCGCAAAUGAAUAUGAUGGUGUGUUCAUACAAAAGAGGAGACUCCUGCCUUUUAUCAAUGAGCAGGUCAUAGAUAGGUACCAGGAAAAAAUAAAACCUUUUAUUCAAAAUGGAAAAUUAAAACAGAAUAACAAACGUGAAGGGCUCGACUCAGAAGAGUGGGUAUUUCUCCUCCAGGACAGCUCCUUCAUCAUGACGGUGCUUGAAAAUGUCAAUGAUGAAGAAGUAGCAAAAAGCGCCCACGCACUAUUGAAGAAGCCAAACCAGAUAUUCCUAAAAAACAUACUAGUCUUGCAGUACUAUAGAAAUAUGCUAACGCAGUGUCGAAAUUUUAAAAACUUCAGUGAAUACUCUCUUAAAAAUUGCAUCCUAAAUAGCCCCGACAAGGUGCACUAUUUUUUGAGAAGUGUUUUUAAUACUGUUUUGCCCCACUUUUUUGAAGAGCUGCGGUUUGUGGAAAGGUACAUCGACGCGGUUUCAUCUAGAGGGGAGAAGACCAAGGCGAGGCUUUCCAAUUGUGGUGCAGUGUGCGGUGCGGUUGAGCGUACCCAAGAUAAUAUCUCAGAAAAUAAGUUAGAACCCCCCACACAGUGGUUCAAGUCAGCUGAUCACGAUACAAGCAACACGGAUGGAGGAGAGAGGCGCAGCAAGCUAACCCCGGAAAAUGUGUUCUACUACAUGAACCAAAUACGGAAGGAGAAACUUAAACAGAUCGAGGCGGAAAUGAAAAACCGAUUGACUCUAUAUCAGGUUAUUCGCUUUGUCGUGAACCUCUUGAAGGAUUCCUACUCCUUGGAGAUGGUCAACGUUGCGCCGUUGCCGAAUGAACUGUGGGACGAGAGCAUAUUAAAAUUUGAGAUAAGGGAUGGGAGCUACACGUAUGGGUAUUUAUAUAUGGACCUUUUCGAGCGGGAAAACAAGAACCAUUCCAUUGCUCAGUACACCGUUCGGUGCUCCAAGAAUAUGAACGCCUGCUUGACGCACCAGUGGUUUGAGGACAGCGCGCGAGAGUUUCCCUUCUUCUACUCGGGCAUCGUACGGGGCGGCAUGGGGAGUGACACGCCCAACCGCGCAUCAGGUGGGAGGCAACAUCACGAACGAACCUACCGACAGACCACGUCGACCUUCCUUGUGUGUAACUUUAGUACAAAAUUGAGCGCCGAUGAUGGAGAAACCUCCACAAGUAACAUCCCCCAGGAUAACCUCUUCAUAUAUAAUCAAAUGGGCAUAAAACUUGGAAGAAUAAAAAUGUCCGUCGACAAGGUCAAUAUGUUUUUGCACGAAUUUGGGCACACCCUCCACUGCAUACUUAGCUCCACAUACCUACAACAUCUUUCUGGAAAUAGGGGUGGCGUUGAUUUCUCUGAGUUUUCGUCUCAUUUUUUUGAGGAGUAUUUAAACAGUUACGAGGCGUUGCUACGACUGUACGGAGGGAAUAAAGAAGAUAACAAGGAGAGCCUUGAAAAGACGGAGAAGAUAGUAAAAAAAUAUUUGGAGAACAAAAAUAUUCUUUGUUAUUAUUCCAUCAUGCAGGUGACUAUUCAAUCUAUAAUUGAUCAGAUUUUUUAUUGUUUAUCGAGCAAGUCCAGUUGCAUUACUGAGCGAAAUGAAUUAAUUGAAAAGAAAAUAAAUGAGUACUUCUCUGGGGUGUACUACAAGGAUAUAUUUAUACUCGAGUUAUUUCCUCAAAUUCAUUUUUCCAAAACGACACACCUCGUUCAUUAUCCUGCCAAUUAUUUCUGUUACCUGUACUGCUCCGUUUUGUCUAAAUAUGUGUGGGAGCGGACCUUCAAGCGGGAUUUGAUGAAUCGGAAGAAGGGCGCCGAAAUUGUGAACUUUAUGCGCGGGGGCUCGGUCGACUCCAGCCUAAGAAACAUCAUUGCGCUGGUGGAAGAUGACCUGGAGAAGGUUCAGUACUACACGGACAAUCCGGAACAUCUCCCACUUGAUGAUUUUUUGAAGCAUUACUCGGGUGAAAACAAGAACGAAGAAUACAACUCCUUUUUAGAGGCCCUCCAAAUGGGCGAAAAAAAAUUAACAUAA
This is a messenger RNA of Plasmodium fragile, 2949 nucleotides long. RefSeq lists its product as uncharacterized. The record is from RefSeq and is a predicted model, not a curated record. Bases 1 to 2949 code for a protein of 982 amino acids. Gene Ontology annotation, molecular function: metalloendopeptidase activity. The transcript has 2 exons. Gene Ontology annotation, cellular component: mitochondrion. NCBI's taxonomy places the organism in Eukaryota, Apicomplexa, Aconoidasida, Haemosporida, Plasmodiidae. Gene Ontology annotation, biological process: peptide metabolic process; proteolysis.